Planococcus citri (citrus mealybug) is the source of this 762-nucleotide messenger RNA. Its product is annotated as UPF0235 protein C15orf40 homolog. Bases 271 to 699 code for a protein of 142 amino acids. Gene Ontology annotation, cellular component: cytoplasm. The transcript has 5 exons. The record is from RefSeq and is a predicted model, not a curated record. NCBI's taxonomy places the organism in Eukaryota, Metazoa, Arthropoda, Insecta, Hemiptera, Pseudococcidae.
UGAGUUCAAUACAAUAUUGCUGGGAAUUGUUACUACCGGUACCGGUACACCAAAGCCAUAAAUAGAAUUUCAAUUUUCAUGCAAAAUGCAAUGCUCAAAUGGAGUUGAAAAUUCCAUUGUUAUUUGCGUUCGAUUUGAUCUAAAAUGUAAACAAUAAUAAUCCCUUAUCAGCGUCAGCGAGUAUUUUUUUGAUAUUUUCGAUUAUUCACCGGAAAAUGCAAAGCAAAAUGUUUGAAAAAGUAAAAAUAUGACAAAUAAGUAAUACAUUUGAUGAAUCGUAUUGUUUUGAAGUACUCAAUGCUGAGACGACUGAGUACUUCAUUAGUUAUGCCUAAGAAGUCGUCAAGUAGUAAAAAUAUAAACGCGAAAACCGAACCAGAAACGAAACAGACUGGUUGCGUUUAUAAUGACAAGAAAGGCAAUGUGAUGAUUCGGGUUAUGGCAAAACCUGGCGCGAAAACUAAUCAAAUAACAGGACUCACGGAAGAAGGAGUAGGUGUGCAAAUAAACGCACCGCCAGUUGAUGGAGAAGCAAAUUCUGAGUUGGUCAAGUUCAUGUCAGGGAUUUUGGAUGUUCGUAAAAGCGCCGUCAGUUUGGAUAAGGGUGCAAAGUCACGACAGAAAACACUUCAAGUAACUUCCGGGGUGAUUAGCGUCGAUGAAGUAAUGGAAAAAUUGAAGAAAAGCUCCGAUAAGUGAUCUUAUUUUGUUGAAAUGUAAAAGGAUUUUGUGCAAUUAAUAAAGUUGUGAUAUUGUGUCAUA